AUCUCUCCUUCCCUUCCCUUUUAAUUAUUUUCUUCCGCGCCAUUACUCAUCUUCUUCUCUCCUGAGAUGAUGCCCCCUGAGCAAAAAACUACCACUACUACCGCCGGCAGCAGUCCGCCUAACAUGCCACUCACAAACCGCUCCGGCUCCGAGAACUCUUCGGUCCACGCCGACCCUUCCGGUUGUACAAGUACCUCUCAUGUCACCCCUCGUUUGGAACAUCAGACGCCGGAGAAACGGCCAGCCAUUCUCCAGAAAUCCUUACGCCCCAUUACACUUAUGUUUGACGACGUGGCAUAUAGUAUAAGCCUGCGGGCUGUGCUAAACGGCGUUAGUGGGGUGGUUAGACCCGGCGAGCUUCUGGCAAUGUUGGGUCCGUCAGGCAGCGGCAAGACCACCCUUCUAACCGCCCUGGCCGGCAGGUUUCCCGGCAAGGUCUCCGGCACAAUAACAUACAACGGCCAGCCUUUCUCUAGCUCCAUGAAGCGCAUGACUGGUUUCGUUACCCAGGAUGACGUGUUAUACCCUCAUCUGACUGUGCUGGAGACUUUAACCUAUGCUGCUUUGUUAAGGUUGCCUAAAGAGCUUUCCAGGCAAGAGAAAGUUGAGCUGGCUGAGAUGGUCGUCGUGGACCUUGGACUUACACGGUGUCGUAAUAGUGUUGUGGGCGGGACCCUCCUUAGGGGUGUUUCGGGUGGGGAACGGAAACGGGUCAGUAUCGGGCAGGAGAUGCUGGUCAACCCGAGCCUCUUGUUGCUCGAUGAGCCCACUUCCGGGCUCGACUCCACCACCGCUCAGCGUAUCGUCGCCACUUUGCGAGGGCUCGCCCGGGGCGGCCGUACGGUGAUCACCACCAUUCAUCAGCCUUCCAGCCGCUUGUAUAGGAUGUUCGACAAGGUCGUGGUGCUAUCUGACGGGUGCCCCAUUUACAGCGGGCAUGCGAGUCGGGUCAUGGGGUAUUUCGAGUCUAUUGGAUAUGCACCCGGGUUCAAUUUCGUCAACCCAGCUGAUUUUCUGCUCGAUCUUGCCAACGGUAUAGCUCCUGAUAUCAGGCAGGAUGAUCAGGUGGAGUUUGAUGGAAGAUUAGACGACCAUGAUGAUCAGAAUUCAAUCAAACAAUCCUUGGUUUCAUCCUACAAAAAGAACUUAUAUCCUGCCUUGAAGGCUGAGAUUCACAGGAAUGUAAGCGACCCAGUUCUCUCAACAUCAUCCAGAAUAAAUUGUGAGAACCAAUGGAGCACCACCUGGUGGGAUCAAUUUAUGGUGUUGCUAAGAAGGGGUUUACAAGAGAGAAAGCAUGAAUCUUAUUCUGGUCUCAGGAUUUUCCAGGUCAUGUCUGUCUCACUUCUUUCCGGCCUGUUAUGGUGGAAAUCUGACACUUCUCACAUUCAAGAUCAGGUUGGACUUCUCUUCUUCUUCGCCAUCUUCUGGGGUUUUUUCCCACUAUUCAACGCCAUAUUCGCAUUCCCUCUGGAGCGACCGAUGCUAAUAAAAGAACGUUCCUCCGGCAUGUACCGCCUCUCCUCCUACUACUUUGCUAGAAUGGCGGGCGACUUGCCGAUGGAGCUCGUGCUCCCGACAAUCUUCGUGACAAUAACUUACUGGAUGGGCGGUCUAAAGCCUUCACUCGCCACGUAUCUCCAGACCCUGUUGAUCAUCCUUUUCAACGUGCUAGUCUCCCAGGGGCUCGGCCUUGCGCUGGGCGCGAUCCUGAUGGACGUAAAGCAGGCGACAACUCUGGCGUCGGUGACGAUGCUUGUGUUCUUGCUGGCCGGCGGCUACUACAUCCAGCACAUACCAUGUUUCAUUGCUUGGUUGAAGUACAUAUCUUUUAGCCACUACUGUUACAAGCUUCUUGUCGGGGUGCAGUACACGGCGAACGAGGUUUAUGUUUGUGGGUUAGGGGUGCCCUGUCGGGUGCGGGAUUUUGCUGCGAUUAAGUAUCUGGGUGUUGAUAAUAUGUGGUUGGAUGUGGCUCCUUUGAUCGUGAUGUUUGUGGGUUACAGGGUUUUGGCCUACUUGGCUUUGAGGAUGGGACACCCUCGCUGACUGCUCGAGUUUGAUUGAAUUGAGAUCUUGUGGGCUCGCCGGGGAAAAAUCAUUGUAAAUUUAGAUUCAAAUCAUGCUGAUGGGAUUUUCCCAGUUCUUUCUAAACCAGAAAGUGAAAAAGAAAGCAAGAUAUGAGAUGUGGCUGUACUGAAUAUGAUCAUGAUCAUCACUUUCCAUGUACUGGGGAACUGAUCGAGGCCAAUUUUCUGCUUCAAUCUUCAUUAUUAUGUGAAUUUUAUGAUUAUUAUUGUUUUAA
This is a messenger RNA of Corylus avellana, 2305 nucleotides long. RefSeq names its product ABC-2 type transporter family protein (gene ABCG21). Gene Ontology annotation, molecular function: ABC-type transporter activity; ATP binding; ATP hydrolysis activity. Gene Ontology annotation, biological process: transmembrane transport. The record is from RefSeq and is a predicted model, not a curated record. Lineage: Eukaryota; Viridiplantae; Streptophyta; Magnoliopsida; Fagales; Betulaceae. Gene Ontology annotation, cellular component: plasma membrane.